AUGGCUGCAGCUUCUCAACCCGUUGGCCGACAACCCUACGCACCGACCGGGAUCGAAGACUGGGCCCGUUCUGAUGCUUACCACAACUCGUUCUUGAUAGGGGAGGACCCAGUUCUUGACGCCGUCGUGAAGAACAACAAGGCACAAGGCCUUCCUGACAUUGCCGUUUCGACUGCACAGGGCAAAUUGCUGAACUUGUUAGCCAAGUCGAUAGGUGCAAAGAGGAUUUUGGAGGUUGGCACUCUCGGAGGUUAUUCGACGAUCUGGCUUGCACGAGGCAUCCCUCGCGAUGGCAGGGUGGUAACAUUGGAACUGUCAGAAAAGCAUGCUCAAGUAGCACGGGAGAACAUCACCAACGCGGGGUUCGCAUCACAGGUUGAGGUGGUCGUCGGACCAGCAGCCGAAACACUGAAAUCUCUUCAACCUGACCCACCAUUCGACCUUGCCUUCAUCGACGCAGACAAACCUGGGAACCUCACCUAUUUUACAGAAGCGAAACGGCUUGUGAGGAGCGGAGGAGUCAUUAUUGUCGACAAUGUAGUUCGCAAUGGCCGUGUCGCUGACCCAUCCCUCUCGGAUGACAAUAUUGAAGGCGCCAGGAAGCUGCUAAACGGUAUCAAAGGAGACAGCGAGGUCGACGCGACGACAAUCGGUACCGUCGGUGAGAAGGGAUACGAUGGCUUCCUCUAUGCUGUCAGGAAGUGA
Molecule: messenger RNA, 705 nt
Organism: Coprinopsis cinerea okayama7#130
Lineage: Eukaryota; Fungi; Basidiomycota; Agaricomycetes; Agaricales; Psathyrellaceae
Product: O-methyltransferase family 3 protein
Exons: 3
Coding region: 1-705 (234 amino acids)
Molecular function (GO): O-methyltransferase activity; S-adenosylmethionine-dependent methyltransferase activity
Source: RefSeq, a predicted model, not a curated record